Messenger RNA from Brassica oleracea var. oleracea, 2557 nucleotides. RefSeq names its product phosphate transporter PHO1 homolog 2-like. Gene Ontology annotation, biological process: cellular response to phosphate starvation; phosphate ion transport. Gene Ontology annotation, molecular function: inositol hexakisphosphate binding. Bases 45 to 2441 code for a protein of 798 amino acids. The record is from RefSeq and is a predicted model, not a curated record. The transcript has 13 exons. Gene Ontology annotation, cellular component: cytoplasm; plasma membrane; trans-Golgi network. Lineage: Eukaryota; Viridiplantae; Streptophyta; Magnoliopsida; Brassicales; Brassicaceae.
CAUAACAAAGAAAGGUUUCAGAGAAGGAGUUUAGAAAAGUGAAGAUGAAGUUCGGAAAAGAACUGUCGUCACAAAUGGUACCGGAGUGGCAACAAGCUUACAUGAGCUACGACUAUCUCAAAAACCUUCUCAAAGAAAUCAUCAAACUCAAACACAGAACUAACCCUCCUCCACCACCACAUAAUGCCGUCUCCGGCGAAGGACUUAGCCGCAAAAUGACUCUAUACCGAGCUUUUAGUGGUCUUGUCCAAACGCCAGGAAAGAAAAGACAAAGGUCGGGGCAAACCAGCCCUUCUCAAAAAACUGACAUUGAAGAAGGUUAUGCUCCAAUACUAGUCAACAAAGGAGGUCAUGGCUUAGAAACUACUUUCUUGAUGACGGCAGAGGAAGGAGGAGAAUAUGAAUUGGUGUUUUUCCGGCGACUCGACGAUGAGUUUAAUAGAGUUGAGAAAUUCUAUAAAGAGAAAGUGGAAGAAGUAGUGAAUGAUGCGAUUAUGCUUAACAAGCAAAUGGAUGCUCUAAUUGCAUUCCGAGUUAAGGUUGAGAAUCCUGUUGGGUGGGGAUGGGAGGAGCGGACCGUGGAAAUGACUCGCUUGGCCUCCGACGUUGCCACUUCCACCGCUGCCCUCUCUGCGUCUACCCCCGCUAGAACUGGAACCAUGAAGCCUAGAGCUCAAGCUCGCUUGGAGGCUAUACAUGAAGGAGGCUCCAGCAGAGGUGACGAUGAUGAAGAUCACGGUGACGUGAGAAGCAGAAGCUUGAGCAAAAUGGCAGCUGGAAGGCCAGCCCCGAUCGAGGUUCUAGACCACAUAAAGAUCAACAACACUAAGGAAACGCCUAGGUCCACCAUUAAAGGCGUUCUCCAUUCUUCAAGCCAUGAAGAGAUCAUAUUCAAUAGGCAUAAUCUUAGGGAAGUCGAAGAGAAGCUCAAAGUAGCCUUCGUGGAAUUUUACCAGAAGCUUCGUCUCCUCAAGAGCUACAGCUUUCUGAAUGUGUUGGCGUUCUCCAAGAUUUUGAAGAAGUAUGAUAAGAUAACUUCAAGAAAAGCUUCCAAGCCUUACAUGAAAAUGGUUGAUAAUUCGUAUCUCGGAAGCUCAGAUGAGCUAAUGAAACUGAUACAACGUGUUGAGGCUACGUUCAUAAAGCAUUUCGCAAAUGGUAACAGAAGAAAAGGAAUGAGCAUUUUGAGACCUCAAAUAAAAAGAGAAAGACAUCGACUUACAUUCUCCACAGGUUUCUCUGCUGGAUGUGUGUUUUCUCUUAUAGUUGCUCUUGUCUCCAUCAUACGCGCCCGGAAUAUUUUUCAAAAGGACGGCUACGAAGGUUACAUGAAAACUAUGUUCCCUCUUUAUAGCUUGUUUGGGUUCAUUGUGCUUCACAUGACUAUGUAUGCUAUUGAUAUAUACUAUUGGAAGCGUUAUAGAGUAAACUAUGCAUUCAUAUUUGGGUUCAAGCAAGGAACUGAACUUGGUUACAGACAAGUUCUGUUUGUGGGAUUUAGCAUUGGAGCUUUUGCGUUGCUUUGUGUUCUUGGUAAUCUUGACAUGCAAGCAAACCCUAGAACCAAAAGUUUCCAAGCACUGACCGAACUUCUUCCUCUUUUCCUUCUUGGUGCUAUGUUUACAGUUUUAAUCUUGCCAUUAAACAUUCUCUACCGAUCGAGCCGCUUCUUCUUCCUCACGUGUCUGUUUCACUGCCUUGCUGCUCCUCUUUACAAGGUGACGUUACCCGAUUUCUUCUUAGGAGAUCAAUUAACUAGUCAAGUACAAGCUCUUCGAAGCAUCCAGUUUUAUAUAUGUUACUAUGGCUGGGGAGACUUCAAACAAAGGCAAGACACAUGCAAAGACUGGCAAGAAUACAAAAUUUUCUUAUACAUUGUUGCUGCAAUCCCAUAUCUAUCUCGCCUCCUUCAGUGCAUGCGACGAAUGUUUGAGGAAAAAAGCCUAGAGCAAGGAUACAACGGAGUCAAAUACUUGUUGACAAUAAUAGCGGUUUGUUUGAGAACAGCUUAUGGUUUUGAAACCAACAAGAAUCAUAAGUUUAUUCUCAAAGUAUUAGCUGGAUCUGCCUCAGUUCUUGCUGCUGUUUUCUGUACAUACUGGGACUUUGUCCAUGACUGGGGACUUCUGAAUAGAACCUCCAAAAACAGAUGGCUUCGAGAUAAACUUCUAGUCCCACACAAGAGAGUAUACUUCAUUGCAAUGAUUUUGAACGUUGUGUUGAGGUUCGCAUGGUUGCAAACAGUAUUAGAUUUUGAGUUUAAGUUUCUUCAUACUCAGACGGUGCUUGCGGUUGUGGCUUGUCUUGAGAUUAUUCGUCGUGGGAUAUGGAAUUUCUUCAGGCUAGAGAAUGAACAUUUGAAUAAUGUGGGGAAGUACCGAGCUUUCAAGUCAGUUCCACUACCGUUCAGCUACGACGAAGACGAUGAAAAAGACGAUUGACAUGUUAACAGAAGAACGUGAACAUUUGACCAAAAAAAAAAAAGAACGUGAACAUUUUCUUAUACAUGAAACGAAGUGUUUGUAACAAAAAUUAUUCAUUGUCUAAUACAAAUUGA